AUAUCUUUGCUUAAUAACUGAAAAGUAAAUAACUAUACUCCGGAAUAAGCCAUAGUCAACCACCUAGAUGCGGCGACUGUUAGUGGCUCACACAUGUACGCUAGCUUGUUAGCGCGUCUUUGGUUACUGUCGUUACAGUUAGCCAGCUCAUUAGCUUCACUAUACCAAUUAUUAACGCUAUCCAUGUAAUAGCACAAUUAAGACUCGUGUCUACAGUUCCGCGUUGUUGUUUUCCACAAGCGGGGGUUCUCCCCUUUUUGUUUUUCAUCAGCUCCCACAUGAAUAACUGCUGUUCAGAAUCAUGAAGGUGAAACCCACACAGAUUAAGGGCCAUGCUAAAUCUCAGAAAUGGAAGGAUGUGAGGGGGAAACGGUCCCGGCCCUUCAUCAGUUCCUCAGAGCUCAACUCCAGUCCUGUCAUGGCCAGGAUGGCGAAGGAGCACCAGGCAUCUGUGAAGAAACAACCCGCCAUCAAGAGAUUGAAGAGCAAGGCAAAGCCUGUCACCGACUCCAGGAAAAACACCCAUCAGCCUGCAUUUAAGAAAUCUCACACUCAGGCUAAUGGAAGUUCAGCGUUUACAAUGGACAACGGGUCAAAUGACUCAGUGGACUGGAAGGAGUAUUCCCAGUCCAUUAAUGGGAACGGAUUGGAGACCUCUGGGACGGACAAGGAAGAUGUAAGCCUGAGUAGACUGGAGGGAGAAGCUCUCCAUUACUGCGCAGAGAGAGAUGAUCGACAAAACCAUGCAGUACUAGUCAUGGAGACGGAUCAGACCCUGUGUUUCCGUGGGAAGUGCUUUUUGACCUGUCUGUAUGGUCGGGUAGAAGUGAUGGGGUUCACUAUUGAAGAGGGCCAGCAGUCCUAUCCCCUCUUCUCCCCGGCCUCACAUUGUCCACUGACUAUUAAAGCACUGGAAAGCUCUGAUUACUCCAGAGAUGACAGAACGGAGGCUGCACCCAUCCUCCGAAAGUACCUGUCAACAGCAUCCAGGAAAAAGUUGCUAAAACGGAUUACGUCAAACUCAUCCAUCAUCCUACUGGAGCCCAUGGAGACGCCUCUGACACGUUUUCUGUCGAGCUUCACAGAUUGCAGUGAAUUGUUCAGCCCCCCUGUGAGUGAACUGAUGUCAGCUGUUCUGGACACCCCCCUCAAUGGGUUGGGUGUGAUUCCUCUGACCAGAGCCGUUGACGGCCUGAAGAUGUCAAACACUUACAGAGAUGCUCUUAAUAUGGUUGUCAGCGCCUGUAGAGGGGACAUGGAUGGCUGUGCCGUUAUCCUUGUAUGUGGUACCAGGAACGUGGGCAAGUCGACGUUCAUCCGCAGCCUCAUCAAUACCUUACUAAAUCACACUACUAAUGUAGAUUAUUUGGAAGGGGAUCUCGGUCAAACAGAGUUCACUCCCGCUGGUUGUCUUUCUUUGUCAACUGUCAGAGAACCACUUCUGGGUCCCCCUUUCACACAUCAGUGCACCCCAGAGCACAUGAUCUACUACGGUCAUUCGUCGUGUGAGGCGGACUUAGAACGCUACCUGGAAUCCCUCAAGUCCUUGUGGCGUAGACGCUCCCAGAGCCGAGAGACUCCUGUCAUUAUCAACACCAUGGGCUGGGUCAAAGGGUUUGGAUUCCAGGUGCUAGUGGACAUGAUCCGCUUCUUCCCAGUCUCGCACGUGGUCCAGCUCGGUCACAGCGGUAUCACCCAGUGUCCCGCCCUCACGCCAGAGUUUCUGAGGACGGCACACGGCUGCCAGACGCACCCACCUGCUCAGACCGCUCUGGACGAGCUCACGGAGAGCCACAGUCCCCCCCGGAGUUACACUCACCUUAUCGUACAAUCAGAGUUCCAAGGAGUGGGACGCCAAGGGACAGCGAAACACCAGCGCACUAAUGAGCACAGAGAGCUGUCAAUGCUGGCUUACCUGAGUCAGCUGCAGUCUCCAGACCCCGGGCCAAUCAGACCGCUGCACAGCCUCACCCCCUACCAGGUGCCCCACACAGCAGUAUCUUUAGGUGUGAUCCAUUGCGAGGUAGUGCCCAGCCACAUGUUUUAUGCUGCCAAUGCCAGUCUGGUGGGACUCUGCUGCCUGGGAGAGAAAGUGGCAAGCAGGGCAGGCCCAGUCCUGCUGUCGCAGGCGCCCAUCUGCCCAUGUGUGGGCUUCGGUGUGCUUCGAGGCAUUGACAUGGCGCGAGGCCUGUACUUUUUGCUGACCCCUGUAGAUCCCUCCAUCCUUCGUAAGGUCAACUGUCUCCUCUUGGGAGCGAUAUCACUGCCUUCCUGCAUCCUCACAUCACAGCCGGGCUUUGAAGGAGAGAUGCCCUAUGUCACUACAGACUACAGUUUUGAUCUCACUGGUGCAGGAAAGCUGCGAGUCUUCAAGGGACUGACAAGACCCAGUCAAAUGGGGAUUUAAUGACAUUUUCUACACAGCGUCGGUUUAUUGCCCCUUAGCCUUCUCGACUGGUGUCUCACGCCAAACCAGUCAGCAAUGGCCUUUGAAUGUACAGAACUGAAGAUGACCAGUAUCACAUACUCUGCAGGAAGAGAUGUCUGCCUUCCUAUUGCUGGACUGCUACAUACAUUUGAUAGUGCUGUAAAUGAGUGGACAUGGACAAUAAUAGGCUUUUCGGACCGGAAUAAACUUUUUUGUAGUUUCUAAGAACACAUUUCUAACUUGUACUUCAGAGUAGGUACUCUCCCAGCACAAGAGGAACUUUUGAAUGAGGUGAGCAUAGAGUGAUUGGUCGGUCCUGGUACAAGUGUACGUCACUGAUCGGUUGAACAUGUGAGCCAAUGCAGCACUGGGAACUGCCAUUUUUAACCGCUAGCGAACUAGCCAGCCACUAAAUAAGUAAAAUCCAACAACUUAAUGCUUCACCCACAUCCACCCUUGUCACAGUGUAGAAAGCACAUUGCUAUCGCCAGAU
Messenger RNA from Etheostoma cragini (Arkansas darter), 2921 nucleotides. RefSeq names its product nucleolar protein 9 (gene nol9). Gene Ontology annotation, biological process: cleavage in ITS2 between 5.8S rRNA and LSU-rRNA of tricistronic rRNA transcript (SSU-rRNA, 5.8S rRNA, LSU-rRNA). The transcript is spliced from 14 exons. Bases 302 to 2407 code for a protein of 701 amino acids. The record is from RefSeq and is a predicted model, not a curated record. Gene Ontology annotation, molecular function: polynucleotide 5'-hydroxyl-kinase activity. NCBI's taxonomy places the organism in Eukaryota, Metazoa, Chordata, Actinopteri, Perciformes, Percidae. Gene Ontology annotation, cellular component: nucleus.